UUCCAUGGCUUUUAAACAACCAUAUUCUGUAUGUUUUCUUCAUAUCCUUCUACUGCUACCAUGUUCCAUCUUUGCUCAAACUCAUAUAUCAUUAGGCUCAUCCCUUACUGCACAAAAUGAUAACUCAUCCUGGCCAUCACCAUCUGGUGACUUUGCUUUUGGCUUCCAAAAAAUUGGAGAAGAUGGCUUCCUAUUAGCCAUCUGGUUCAAUAAAGUAAAAGAAAGAACUAUUGCCUGGUCAGCCAAUGGUAACAAUCUAGUGUCUGAGGGAUCCAAAGUUGAACUUACUAGUGAUGGCAAGUUUAUGCUGAAUGAUGCAACUGGUAAACAAAUAUGGAUGGCUGAAUCUUCUGGUACUGGAGUUGCCUAUGCAGCCAUGCUCGACACGGGAAAUUUUGUGCUGGUUGACCACAAGUCAAUCAAUUUGUGGGAGAGUUUUGAUGUACCAACUGAUACAAUCCUACCUACACAGAUUCUAAAUAUAAACAGCACACUCUACGCCCGAUUUUCAGCUUCAAAUUACUCAAAAGGAAGGUUUUUUUUUGAACUACAGUUUGAUGGAAAUCUCAUGCUUUGCACAACAUUCUUCCCACUGGAUUCUGCAAAUUUUGCUUAUUGGUCCACCCAAACCAAUGUCGGAAAUACUGGCUUUCAGGUCAUCUUCAACCAGUCUGGCUCUAUUUACCUUACAGGCAAGAACGGAAGCAUACUUAAAACAUUUUUGUCUAAUUCAGUUUCAGUCCAGGAUUUCUACCACAGAGCAACUCUAGAGUAUGAUGGAGUUUUGAGGCACUAUGUUUACCCCAAAAAGACCAGCCAGCCUAUCAUGACUUGGUCCAGUCAAUCUUUUGAACCUUCAAACAUAUGUUUGAGAAUUGGAGAUAUAGGAGUUGGUGCUUGUGGGUUCAACAGCUUUUGCAGACUUGAUGAUCAAGGACCAAUCUGUGAGUGCCCCGAUGGUUACGCCUUUAUUGAUCCGAAUGAUCUUCUUAAAGGAUGCAAACAAAACUUUGUUCCUCAAAGUUGUGAUGAAGCCUCACCAGAGAUGGAUAUGUUUGAUUUUCAAGAUAUUGAAGGCACAGAUUGGCCUGAUUCUAAUUAUGAGAAGUUUAAGCCCGUAACUGAGGAUUGGUGCAGGCAGACUUGUCUUGGUGAUUGUUUUUGUGACGUUUUCUACUAUGAAAACAAUGUCUGUUGGAAGAAGAGAAUCCCUCUUUCGAAUGGGAGGAUGGAUCCUAGUUUUGGUGGAAAAGCUCAUAUCAAAAUACGGAAAAACAAUUCCACUUUGAAACCUGGAGGCACCAAUACGAAAAAGAACAGUUCAACUUUGAUCUUCAUCGGAACAGUUCUCCUAUGUAGCUUGGGUUUUCUGAGCUUUCUCUUACCAUUCAUAACCUAUAUGGUUGUUUCUCGUAUAUAUUCUAGAAAAGGAAAGGUGAGUCAACAUUUCCCAUCCUUUGAAGAAGUGAAUCUGAAAUGUUUCACUUAUGAGGAGUUACAUGAAGCAACCGAAGGAUUCAAGGAAGAAAUAGGUCGCGGUGCUUUUGCAACAGUAUUCAAAGGAGUUUUGGCAUUUGAUGAUGUGCAAUGUGUUGCUGUCAAAAGAUUGAACACUAUGGUUGGAGAAACUGAGUGUGAAUUCAAAGCUGAAGUGAGUGCAAUUGGCAGAACCAAUCACAGAAACCUAGUUAAACUAAUAGGCUUCUGCAAUGAGGGAGAGAACCGGCUUCUGGUAUAUGAGUUUAUGAGCAAUGGCUCUCUAGCAAGCUUCCUUUUCAGAGAGUCAAGGCCAAACUGGUACAGCAGAAGCCUAAUCGCAUUAGGAGUUGCUAAAGGGCUCUUGUAUUUGCAUGAGGAGUGCAGCAGCCAAAUCAUACACUGUGACAUUAAGCCUCAAAACAUUCUUCUUGAUGCCUCAUUCACUGGAAGAAUAUCUGAUUUUGGGUUAGCCAAGCUCUUGAGAACAGACCAGACUCGAACCACAACGGGAAUCAGGGGAACAAGAGGGUAUGUGGCCACUGAAUGGUUCAAAAACAUACCUAUCACAGUGAAGGUGGAUGUUUACAGCUAUGGCAUUUUGUUAUUAGAAAUUAUUUCAUGCAGGAAGCAUUUUGAAGAAAAUGCAGAGGAUGAAGAUCAAAUGAUACUAGCUGAUUGGGCAUAUGAUUGCUACAAGCAGAAUAAAUUGUAUCUGCUAUUGGGGAGUGAUCAUGAGGCGAUCAAUGACAUCACGAAUGUCGAGCAGUUUGUGAUGAUUGCAUUGUGGUGCAUCCAGGAGGAUCUGUCACUAAGACCUAGCAUGAAGAAAGUCACUCUGAUGCUUGAAGGAAUUAUCAAAGUCUCCGCUCCACCAGAUCCAUCGUCACUUGCAACUUCAAAUUAAGUUAGUAGUGCAAUUUUGCUAUUGUUGUUUUCAGAUUCAAAAAUUAAACUGUGUUUCAUCAAGGAGUCAAAACCAUCAUGUGUAAUCCAUAAUGUAUGCUGAGAACAGUACAUGACUAUGUCCAUCCAAUAGUAACAAUCAUGUUUA
This is a messenger RNA of Rosa rugosa (rugosa rose), 2530 nucleotides long. Its product is annotated as G-type lectin S-receptor-like serine/threonine-protein kinase LECRK1. NCBI's taxonomy places the organism in Eukaryota, Viridiplantae, Streptophyta, Magnoliopsida, Rosales, Rosaceae. The transcript has a single exon. Gene Ontology annotation, biological process: protein phosphorylation. The coding region runs from base 5 to 2383 and encodes 792 amino acids. The record is from RefSeq and is a predicted model, not a curated record. Gene Ontology annotation, molecular function: protein serine/threonine kinase activity; ATP binding.